AUGCGGCGGCGGGGCCCGUGCUGGCAGUGGUGGCGACGCGGGGGACGGCGGCGGCGGCGGCGGCGAGGCAGCCUCCCAGGGCCCGAUAUCGGGCCCGACGAGCGGGUGGCGCCCGGAGAGGGAUGCUGUGAGGAGGUGGCAGCGGCGGCUCCUUCUGCGCUGCUCCCGCCUCCUCGAACACGCAGAGCCCCGAGGCGGCGGCGGCGGCGGAGCUUGGACCUGGAGAACGUCUUGGCCAACACUCUGCUGCUGAAAGCACGCCUAGGAGGAUAUGGCCAAAAAAAUGGUCGUAGUAGAAAAUGGAGGGAGAUACUGAAGCUACCGCCCAUCAGCCAGUGCAGGGAGCUCAGACUUUCCAUUGAAAAGGAUUAUAACAGUCUUUGUGACAAGCAGCCAAUAGGAAGAGCUCUCUUCAGGCAAUUCUGUGAUACAAAGCCUAUUUUAAAGAGAUGCAUUGAAUUCUUGGAUGCAGUGGCAGAAUAUGAAGUUGCUGAGGAUGAAGACCAAAGUGAUUAUGUACUGUCACUCGUAGACAAUUUCUUCAGUAAAGAGUCGGCAGACCCCUUACCAGACAUAAUUCCAGAUUUUACGAAAGAAUGUAGAUCAAGACUGAAGCAGAACCCUUGCAAAAAAGUCUUUGAGGAAUGCACUAGAGUUGUCCAUAACUAUUUAAAAGGGAAACCAUUUGAAGAAUACCAAGAAAGCUCAUAUUAUUCUCAGUUUUUACAAUGGAAACUGCUGGAAAGGCAACCAGUAACGAAGAACACAUUUAGACAUUACAGAGUUCUAGGAAGAGGAGGAUUUGGAGAGGUUUGUGCCUGUCAAGUACGAGCCACAGGAAAAAUGUAUGCCUGUAAAAAGCUAGAAAAAAAAAGAAUAAAGAAGAGGAAAGGUGAAGCUAUGGCUUUAAAUGAAAAAAGAAUCCUAGAAAAAGUACAUAGUAGAUUUGUAGUUAGUUUAGCCUACACUUAUGAAACCAAAGAUGCCUUGUGCUUGGUACUCACCAUUAUGAAUGGAGGGGAUUUGAAGUUUCACAUUUACAACCUGGGCAAUCCUGGCUUUGAUGAACAGAGAGCUAUUUUCUAUGCUGCAGAGGUGUGUUGUGGCUUGGAAGAUUUACAGAGGGAGAGAAUUGUAUACAGGGACUUAAAGCCUGAGAAUAUUCUCCUCGAUGAUCAUGGACAUAUCCGGAUUUCAGACCUUGGUUUAGCUGUGGAGAUCCCAGAAGGGCAGACGGUUCGAGGAAGAGUUGGAACAGUUGGCUACAUGGCUCCUGAAGUUAUCGAUAAUGAAAACUAUACAUUUAGUCCUGAUUGGUGGGGACUUGGCUGUCUUAUAUAUGAAAUGAUUCAGGGACAUUCUCCAUUCAGAAAAUUCAAAGAGAAAGUCAAACGGGAGGAGGUAGAACGAAGAGUCAAGGAAGAUACUGAGGAGUAUUCCAAGAAGUUUUCAGAGGAGACCAAAUCUAUCUGCAGAAUGUUACUCACCAAGAACCCAAGUGAACGGCUGGGCUGCAAGGGCGAUGGAGCAGCUGGAGUGAAGCAGCACCCUGUGUUUCAAAACAUCAACUUCAGGAGGCUGGAAGCAAACAUGCUGGACCCUCCUUUCUGUCCUGAUCCUAAUACAGUUUACUGCAAGGAUGUCUUGGAUAUUGAGCAGUUCUCCAUGGUGAAAGGAGUCAACCUGGACACCACAGAUGACAACUUCUAUGCUCAAUUUGUUACAGGGUGUGUCCCCAUCCCCUGGCAGAAUGAGAUGAUCGAAUCUGGAUGUUUCAAGGACAUCAGUGAAAGUGGAAAUGAGGAAAAUUUGCUGUUAGAUCUAGAAGACAAAAUAUGUCCCUCGGUUCCCAAACCAAAGAGAGGCUUCUUCUAUAGACUCUUCAGAAUUGGGGGCUGCCUGACCUCUGGUUCCAGGGAGAAGAAAAAGGAGCUUCACUGUGUUGACCUCCGCAACAGGAAUGAACUUGCCCACAGUGUCUCAUCCUAGGAAUUGUAAUAAAUGUUACAGUUUAAAAUGUGA
This is a messenger RNA of Microcebus murinus (gray mouse lemur), 2022 nucleotides long. The record is from RefSeq and is a predicted model, not a curated record. NCBI's taxonomy places the organism in Eukaryota, Metazoa, Chordata, Mammalia, Primates, Cheirogaleidae.